GCACCUGAGGGUGGGACAAGAAGCAACGGGUGGAAGAUCAUCAAAGACAAAUCCAAAAGGAGGACUUUCCUGACCGAACAACUUGCCUCCCAUCGCUGGAGGUUUUUAAAAUUCAACAUUCAUGUGACCAGGAAAAAGGGUUGGACGACUAGCCGUCCUCCAAGGUCCCUUCUUGACCUCUGAGUCUAAGCCCAGGAUUUCCCCUCCUCCCGCUGCUGCCCUGACCGGCACUUCCUUUCCUGGGGGUGCAGGGCCCGCAGACCUCCUUCGGCAGCCCUACUUCGAGGUCCCCGGCGCCCUCCUCCAAAGCAGCGCCCGGCCUUCUGCCUUUGGAAGGAGCUGACUGUUGCCCGGCCUUCCUUGGACUGCCCCCCCCGGGUCCCCCCGAGGCAUGUAGCUGCGCUUCUCUUCCUCUGGCCCAGGAUUGUCUUCCCCAGCGCCCAGCACCAUGUCCAGCUCGCUGAGCAAGCGGAGCAGCCUGGCCAACGACAACGGCUGCCUGGGCCUGAGCCUGGCCUUGGUAGCCCCGCCGGGGGGGGCGGUUCUGCCACACAAGGGGCGGUGCGCCUACAGCUGCGGGGAGCUGCAGAGCAUCUUGGGGCUGCCGCCCUCCACGGAGGAGCCCUCCAACAGCAAGUGGAGGAAGGAAGGGCAGAACCAGCUGCGGCAGGCGGUGGAGCGUGGCCGCGACCAGAACCGCAAUGAACUGAGCCUUCCCAGCAAGGAGCUGAGCGCGCUACUGGUCCCUCUGACGGGGCAGGAGGGCAAGGGCCGAGCGGAGGACCCAGAGGCUGAGGAGGAGGAAGAAGACGAAGAGGAGGAGGAAGAGGAGGAGGAGGAGGAGGAGGAGGAGGAGGAAGGCUCCACCCCGGUCCAGAGUGAACCUGUGACUGAGUCAGAGCAGAGCUCGGAGCGGGCACUGCCUCGAGGGGAGCAAGGCCGCAGUGCCAGCCUCCUCUUUGCCACUCGCAACAGCACAGCCAGUGACGAAGAUUCCAGCUGGGCCACGCUCAGCCAGGGCAGUCCGACUGGCAGCUCCCUGGAUGAAGCCGAUUCCUUCUGGCUGUGUAACUCCCUGGAGACAGACUCUGACCUCCCAGCGGGAUGGAUGCGGGUUCAAGACACGUCCGGCACCUACUACUGGCACAUUCCAACAGGCACCACCCAAUGGGAGCCUCCCUUGUGCAGUGGGAGGGGCGACUCGGCAGGAAACACCCCCACCCGGGAGACCCAGCACACCUGGAUGGACUUUGGGCAGACGGACCCAGCCCCUAAUCCAGACUUCUGGAAGGAGGUUCCGCCGGAGGGGGCAACCCCCCAGUCUCAGUCGGAUGAGGGCCCGCCCAGCUCAGCCUUGGGAUCUCCCGUCAUGCGGUCUUCCCUGGAAGCAGGAGGGGAGGAAGCAGCCGGGCUACUGGGCCUUUCCCCGGGAUCGAAGUGCUUCUCUGUCCACUCGCUGGGCUGGGUGGAGAUGGCCGAGGAGGAGCUGGCCCCCGGCAGGAGCGCAGUGGCCGUCAACAACUGCAUCCGGCAGCUGGCCGGGCAGGAGCCGGCCCUGGGGGGCUCCUGGAUGGAGGGUAAGGCCAUGCUGCUGGUGCUGGAGAAGGAACUGCUGAAGCUACUGGAGCCCCAGGAGCGGAGGGAGCUGCACUGCCUGCCCAUUGCAGCCAUCCGGGUCUGGGGCGUUGGACGGGACAGUGGAAGGGAGUUUGCCUACGUGGCACAAGACCAGUUGGCUCAGAUGCUGAAGUGCCAUGUCUUCCGGUGCGACAGCCCUGCUAAGAAUAUUGCCACCAGCCUCCAUGAAAUCUGCUCCAAGAUUGUGACAGAGCGGCACAGCGCCCAAAGCUUGCUCAGGGGGCUCUCCCUGGACCCGUCCAAGAUGGUGGAAAUCCCCUUCCAAGUUGAGUUUCCGGCACCCAAAAGUGAAUCAGUCCAGAAAUUCCAGGUUUACUACCUGGGGAGCAUUUCCGUGGCCAAGCCUGUGGGCAUGGAGGUCAUCAACAGCGCCCUGGAGGCGGCCCUGGCAUCUGGCAGCAAGGAGCAGUGGGCACCCGCUCAAUUCAGCGUGGCACCAGCCACCCUCACCCUCACCCAUCAGCAGACUGACACCGUGCUGUGCGAGUGCCGCGUGCGCUUCCUCUCCUUCAUGGGCAUCGGGAAGGACGCCCGCUCCUUUGCCUUCAUUAUGGCUGCGGCUGCCAGCAGCUUCUCCUGCCACAUGAUCUGGUGCGAGCCCAACGCUGCGGGGCUGAGCGAAGCCGUUCAGGCCGCUUGCAUGCUUCGCUACCAGAAAUGCUUGGAUGCGCGACCCCAGUCCACCGGCAGCUCCUGCCUCCCGGCCCCUCCUGCUGACUCCGUGGCUCGCCGCGUGGGCUCCACGGUUAGGAAGGGCAUCCAGGCCCUGCUGGGGACUCUCCAACCCAAGCACCAGGGGUCCCAGACGCCAUGAGCUCCAGGCAGGAGAGAGGGGCACCUGCCUGCCCACCUGGACCCUCCGUGCCAGCAGUGCCCCUGGCCUCUGCCAGCCUCGCAGCUCUUGGCUUGCCCUGGUGCACGGUGCGUGUGUGUUCUGCAUGAGUGCAAGGUGUCUAUUUAUGAGGGAUGCGUGGAUCUCCGCAGGCGCGUGACCUUCAUGCCAGUGGCAGAAGGGAGGGAGGAGGAGGAGGGCUCCUCUUUGGGCAGCUGUACUGCGGCUGCCAGACCUGAUCCCUUCCCCCACCAGCCUCUCCCCCACCCCAGGCCCUGGAAUUAGCUGCUGCAGAGGACCUUGGUGGCAUCUGGCCACGCAUUGGGGAGGGGUCAGGGUCCCAGCAAUCUCCCCAUUUGGCCAGGAGCAGAGGGGGUGGGUGGGGGAGCUGCUGCCUCUGCUGUUUGUCUUGUACUAACCCACAAAUAAACUCUGUUCCAACGA
Messenger RNA from Pantherophis guttatus, 2914 nucleotides. It is a transcript of the gene APBB1, whose product is annotated as amyloid beta precursor protein binding family B member 1. Gene Ontology annotation, molecular function: amyloid-beta binding; transcription factor binding. NCBI's taxonomy places the organism in Eukaryota, Metazoa, Chordata, Lepidosauria, Squamata, Colubridae. Gene Ontology annotation, biological process: regulation of DNA-templated transcription. The record is from RefSeq and is a predicted model, not a curated record. Gene Ontology annotation, cellular component: nucleus; cytoplasm.